AUGGAUUCAGCAAGAAAUACUACCAACAAUAGGGCAGAGUACGAGGCAUUGAUAAUCGAGUUGGAAAUCCUGAUGGAGUUGGGGGCAACUGAAGUUGAAGUGUUUGAUGAUUCAGAGUUGGUGAUUAAUCAGUUGAAUGGAGACAACAAGUGCAGACAUAUCAUAAUGGCAGGUUAUUAUUUGGUAGCCACUCUAUUGUUGAGUUAUUGGGGUAUUGAAGUAUCAAUUAAUCAUGUUCCCAGAGAAGCAAAUUUAAUUGCCAAUGAGAUGGCACAGUUGGCCUCUAGAGCACAGAUUCAGGAAAGAAAGUUCGAAGUGAAUGUGGAGAUACCAAGAAGAAAUCUACUUUCUAUCUUUGAGAGAGGGUUCAGCCUAGAUAGAAUGACCAAGGCUGAGAUAGAAAACUGGAGAUCACUCAUCACUCAGUACUUGAAAGACCCUUCUUCUCCUACAAAUAAAAAGAUCAGGCAUCAAGCAACUAAGUUUGUGAUGUAG
Molecule: messenger RNA, 495 nt
Organism: Malus domestica (apple)
Lineage: Eukaryota; Viridiplantae; Streptophyta; Magnoliopsida; Rosales; Rosaceae
Molecular function (GO): nucleic acid binding; RNA-DNA hybrid ribonuclease activity
Source: RefSeq, a predicted model, not a curated record